Alternaria alternata is the source of this 471-nucleotide messenger RNA. RefSeq lists its product as hypothetical. NCBI's taxonomy places the organism in Eukaryota, Fungi, Ascomycota, Dothideomycetes, Pleosporales, Pleosporaceae. The record is from RefSeq and is a predicted model, not a curated record. The transcript is spliced from 2 exons. The coding region runs from base 1 to 471 and encodes 156 amino acids.
AUGUCGGGAAAGAACGAGCAAGGAAAGAUGGACGUUACCCAAAAGAACGUACUCAAUGCUCCCCUCCACAAACACUCUUCCGAAGCCAAGGCUCCUUCGAAUCUUCCCUCCUCAUUCAGCGCUGGAAUGUGUACCAGUAAAAAUCCCAUCGCCGCUAUCCUCACAAACGGAUUCCUGGACUUCUCGUCCUCGAAUGGCACGGAUUUGCGAAAAGCUGGCGUGGGUCCAGGUCAACGACUGUGCCUAGAAGCUUCAACAUGGAAGAGCGCCGCGGAUAAAAAUAUUGGAGAGGUACCGAGAGUAAAGCUAGAAUCGACGCAUGAAGGCGCUCUGAAGAGUAUGGAUCUUAAUACACUAAAGAAGUGGGCGGCAGAGCAGGAGGUCCAGGGGAAGACUGUGCUGCCGGGUAAGGGCAAGGAGAAGUUCGCGAGGGAGAGUUCAGAGAUUGGAGGCAAGGAACCAAGGGCUUGA